CCCUUGUCCACCAUGUCAUUGACAUGCACCACACUCUCCAUGGCUGAUAUCGAGGGGUCCCCAGACAGCACACGAAGCUUGAAGCGUCGACGCUUUUCGCGACCGCCCAGCUCCGACCCUCUCCCACUGCUUACCACUGCAUUAGACUUCAGCGAUGGUCUCAGUCGCGGAACAAUUCACAAGACGUUCUGGUUUCCUGAUGGCGAUUUUGUACUCGAGAUAGAGCAGAGACUGCUCAAGGUUCAUCGAAAGCGACUCCUAUGCUCUGCAGUAUUUGCCGACAUGUUGUCAUUACCGCAACCGCCACCCGCCGAACUGGACCGCGUAGAUGGUUGUCCAAGUGUGGCAUUGUUUGGUGAUGCAUUGGCCGACUGGGAAGUCGUUUUACGAUGGAUAUAUCAGAAUGCAGAGAUCCUUGCACAGGGCCAAGGAGUCACUUUCGACACUCUCGCCUCCACACUGCGGAUCUCUACAAAGUAUGAUAUUCCCGACCUGCGUGAAUGGGGCGUCAAGCAGCUGAAAGCACGAUGGCCUGUCGACGCUGUCAAUAUGCGUGCUCAUGCUCUUCCGCACGCUGCUGAGGCAAUAACUCUUGCACAUGAGUGUCAAGUCCCCGAAAUUCUUCCUUCCGCCUUUUACGCACUUUCUGUCCAAAAGUUUCAUGGAUGUGGUGAUGGUGGUCGUUCACACCUUGUUCUCUCUCCUCUCGACCUCCGUCGUCUGCUCGCCGGACGUGAAGCACUCCAGGAUGCACUUGUCCGAAUUAUAAUCGACCCUCUCACUGAACCGAAUUGUUACAGCAACGAUUCAUGUCGGCAAUGCACCCCAUUUCGCUCCGAGUACUGGCGUAAGAAGCUUACGCCAGACGCCAAAGCUCCAUGGAACACCUGGCUUAUUCGCGAGCUGGAGAUAAUGCAAGAUGACGAGGCAUUUAUGGACACCCUUUGCACGGACUGUCGGCACGCACAUGCCACCACGGUUCGAUGGAGAUUGGGCAAGUUAAGAGGGUCGCUUUCCACCUACUUCCAGCUCUAA
Messenger RNA from Mycena indigotica, 1035 nucleotides. RefSeq lists its product as uncharacterized. NCBI's taxonomy places the organism in Eukaryota, Fungi, Basidiomycota, Agaricomycetes, Agaricales, Mycenaceae. The transcript is spliced from 5 exons. The coding region runs from base 13 to 1035 and encodes 340 amino acids. The record is from RefSeq and is a predicted model, not a curated record.